This is a messenger RNA of Saccostrea cuccullata (small rock oyster), 559 nucleotides long. RefSeq names its product DNA mismatch repair protein Msh3-like. The record is from RefSeq and is a predicted model, not a curated record. NCBI's taxonomy places the organism in Eukaryota, Metazoa, Mollusca, Bivalvia, Ostreida, Ostreidae. Gene Ontology annotation, molecular function: ATP binding; mismatched DNA binding; ATP-dependent DNA damage sensor activity. Gene Ontology annotation, cellular component: nucleus. Gene Ontology annotation, biological process: mismatch repair; mitotic recombination. The coding region runs from base 14 to 559 and encodes 181 amino acids. The transcript is spliced from 4 exons.
UAGAAGCACUUUUAUGGUAGAGCUCCAGGAAACCUCCGAUAUCCUCUCGCAAGCUACCUCACGUUCGCUGGUUAUUCUGGACGAACUCGGACGGGGAACAAGUACACAUGAUGGUGUUGCUAUUGCCUACGCCACCCUAGACUACUUUAUCUCAAAGGUUCAGUGCCAAACACUAUUUGUGACACAUUAUCCAAUUCUGGCAGAGUUUGAAAAAUUGUACCCUCAGAAUGUUGGCAAUUUUCACAUGGGAUUUAUUGUACAUGAAGAUAAUGAAACAGAUGGUGAAGACAAACAAACAAUAACUUUUCUUUACCAACUGGCAAGAGGGAUGGCAGCCAGAAGCUAUGGUUUAAAUGUCGCUCGACUCGCUGGAAUACCUCACAAUAUUAUAAAAGCUGCAGCUCGGCUGUCAUCACAGCUGGAGGAGAAAAUCCAGAAAAGAAGAUUAGAACUGGAGGCCUUUCAGAAAAUUAUGUUGGCAGCUGAUGAUGAUGAACUACUUCAGUGUACAAAGACAUUUUCGAAAUCAAAUUCUGGACAGAGUGAUUUACCAGAAUGA